AUGGCCUCUCCUCCUCUGUGUGCCCUCAGCUGUCAGGAGGCGCAGGAGGAGCUGCUGGAGUUUCAGGAGGGGAGCCGGGAGCUGGAGGCCGAGCUGGAGGCACAGCUGGGCCAGGCCGAGCACCGCAUGAAGGACUUGCAGUCGGAGAACCACAGACUCAAGAGUGAGGUGGACUCGCUCAAGGAGAGGUUUGAGCAGCAGUACUCUCAGAGCUACAAGCAGAUCUCCAUGCUGGAGGACGACCUCGGCCAGACACGCAGCAUCAAAGAUCAGCUCCACAAAUACGUCCGGGAGCUGGAGCAGUCCAACGAUGACCUGGAGAGAGCCAAAAGAGCUACCAUCGUGUCUCUGGAGAACUUCGAGCAGCGUAUGAACCUCGCAAUCGAGAGGAACGCCUUCCUGGAGAGCGAGCUGGAUGAGAAGGAGUCUCUUCUUUUCUCUGUGCAAAGAUUUAAGGAUGAAGCCAGAGAUUUGCGGCAGGAGCUGGCUGUACGAGAGAGGAACACAGAUGUGAGCAGGAUGUCCGCCCUGAGCUCCCCCACAGAGGACACUGAGAAGAUGGACACGGCUGUCCAGGCCUCCCUCUCUUUGCCUGCAACCCCAAUGGAGAAAGGUCUGGACAACACCUUCGCCAACCCCGCAGGUCUAUCAAACGGCUUUGGCAGCAACACUCCGUUGACUCCUUCUGCCAGAAUAUCAGCCCUCAACAUCGUCAGUGAUUUACUGCGGAAAGUCGGGGCUCUGGAGUCGAAGCUGGCUGCCUGCAGGAACUUUGCCAAGGACCAGAAAGCGAGGAAGGCGUACACUCUGGACAACGGCAACGUGCUCAACGCAAACACGGCUAACUACUCACAAUCACUCCACACGUCGUAUUUCGACAAAGCCAGGUCGGUGAAUGGACUGAAGCCUGGUACCCAGACAGCCAUCACCGCCCCCCCCGCUGCCUCGUCCCAGGGCUUAGUGCCUCUCCUGUUUGACGGUAAACCCAAUGCAUCGUCCUUCCAAUUGAAAAUCACAUCUAUGAAGACAAGGCCUCAGACAAAUACUGUAAAACGUUAUUGAUGUACUGUUGUACCCCUCUCUGUUGUUCUGACCCGAUACACUGUACUUAUGGGUCGCUGUCUGUAUAUUUCAUGUGUUACUGUAUCUGCUGUUUGCUCACUGGCUUGUACAAAGAUCUACUCUUCACAAAUGUAAAGAUUUACUAGGAUCUCACCCUGAAUUGUGAAAUAUGUGCACCAUAUCAGCCUAAAAGCAUGGAUUGAUUACUGAUCAGGCUUACCGGCCACAGGCCAGAGGGUCAGGUUUCACGUGUUCGACCCAGGAAGAGACUCAAAAUGACCACAAAGAAACAUGAGGGGACUACAACGAGACACCAAACAACUACAACGAGACACCAAACAACUACAACGAGACACCAACAACUACAACGAGACACCAAACAACUACAACGAGACACCAAACAACUACAACGAGACACCAACAACUACAACGAGACACCAAACAACUACAAAGAGACAUCAACAACUACAAAGAGACAUCAACAACUACAAAGAGACAUCAACAACUAAAAGACUCAAAACAACUACAAAGAAACACCAAACUAUGAGCCUUAAAAUUAGUCAAGACAAAAAACAACAACAAAGUGAUACCAAAUAAAUACACAAAUAUUUUAAAUGACUAUAAAGAGAAACAACUAAAAGAGACACACAUCUAAAAAAAUUACAAAGACAAAUCAACUUCAAAGACACACAAAUGAUCCAAAAAAGACAAUUAAAAAGACUACAUAGAGCAAAACAAUAAUAAAAGACACGGAGAGGCAACUACUGAAUAACAAGUUGGGGCUCGCUGUCUCACAAUCCUCUGAUUAAAUAUGCAAUUAAAAUGUGUUUUUUAAAAAUAAAUAAAUAAAGAAUGCAACAGCUUUUUUCGGCCUUUAAACCUUGUCAUUAUUACAGUCUAUGCUUUAAACUAGCAAUAACUUUAGUUAAGUCGUCAGUGAUGUGCACUCACAUCCACGUGCUGAAACCAUGAAAGGAAAAUAACCAGUUAUAUGGGUUGCCACAUGCGCAGAUAUCCUAAAUAAUCGUGUGCCACAUGGCCAGUUCUCCAUUCAUUAUUGAUGUUUGCAAAAUGUGGGGUUAAUGUUUUAAACAUGAUCUCUGUUGUGUCUGUGAUUUGAGAAUUCAACCGUUAUCUUGUGACCCCUGUUUUAUAGAAUUUAAGUUUCAAGCAUUUUGAAAAGAAGGGAAGGUGAGUCUGUGUCAUUGUAGUGAAUCAAACACCAUCUAUCCUCUGAACUAUGUGACAUGAUGUGUACAGUAUGGGUCAUAUUGAUCAAUGUUUAUCGACAGCCUUUAAGUGGUGCUGUCGUCGUGUUCAGACCAGUUAACCAGCAUUCUUUUAUUCUGUAGUCAGUUUUGAUCAUGUUGUAAAAGCUUUUGAUUUAUAACACAUUUUCAGAGCAAUUGAAGCACUUUGACUUUGUUUGAACUCACUUUUUAUUCAAGUGCAAUAUUGCUUGUUUGUUAGUUAUAGUUUGUAGGUUUUAUUUAUUUCAGAUUUCUUUUACGGCAUGUUUUAAUAAAAGGAGCAAUUCUGUAACAUU
This is a messenger RNA of Notothenia coriiceps (black rockcod), 2608 nucleotides long. RefSeq names its product nuclear distribution protein nudE-like 1-B. The record is from RefSeq and is a predicted model, not a curated record. Lineage: Eukaryota; Metazoa; Chordata; Actinopteri; Perciformes; Nototheniidae. Gene Ontology annotation, cellular component: kinesin complex; centrosome; kinetochore. Gene Ontology annotation, biological process: cell migration; chromosome segregation; centrosome localization. Gene Ontology annotation, molecular function: microtubule binding.